Molecule: messenger RNA, 849 nt
Organism: Styela clava
Lineage: Eukaryota; Metazoa; Chordata; Ascidiacea; Stolidobranchia; Styelidae
Source: RefSeq, a predicted model, not a curated record
AUGACGGGUAUUCGAACUGUUAAGGAAGUUAGGUUGAUUGAAGAGUUUGUAAAUGGAAACGAGUCUGGACGGUGCAUUAUUGGGGACAAAAAUGUAACCUAUCUUGAUCCAUUCUUACUUUUCGAAGACUCGAAAAUGUCUCCUCCAGCUGGUUAUCCAGAUCAUCCACACAGAGGAUUUGAAGUCUUGUUUUAUAUUAUUGGUGGAAAAGUCCGUCAUGAAAAUUUUUCUGGUUGUGAUUCAAUACUGGAACAAGGUGACAUGCUGUUUAUUUCUGCGGGCAAAGGUGUUAUGCAUUCAGAACUUCCUGUGGGAGAAUCACACGAAGUUCAAUUGUGGGUUAACAUGAAAAAUAAUGACAAAAUGUGUGAUAUGGCUUAUCAUGAAGUUUUAAAAAGUGAUAUCCCUACUAAAACAAAAGAGGGCAUAACAGCAAAAGUAUUGCUAGGCGAAGCAUUGGGUACUAAGUCUGAAGUAAAAACUAGGACACCUGUUUCGUUUGUUGAUUUUUUUCUGGAGCCAAACACUGCCUACAAUCAAACUGUUCCAGAAAAUUGGACUUGUCUUGUUUAUGUUCUUGAAGGAUGCAUUGAUGUUUCAGAUACAAAAGUAUUACAAUAUCAUUGCGCAUUCCUAAGCGAAGGUUCAUCAGUCACAUUUAGAAAUGAUUCUGGAUGUAAUUCUAGGUUUAUUUUUGUGUCUGGACAGCCUGUGAAUGAACCAGUGCACAGAAAUGAACAAUUUGUAAUGAAUACAAAGGAGCAGUUAGACCAAGCAAUGAUGGAAUUCAAAGAGUUUAAAAAUGGCUUUGAAAAAGGAAAAACUUGGAAAGGUUCUUCAAAAAGAUAA